GACCACUAAAUGUUGAUAAGCAAUACAUUAAUUGAUCAUCUACUCAUCUAAUAGAUUAAAAGAACAUGGUUUCCUACUUUAGUUAAGGUAUAAAACUAAUAAGAAGCGCGGCUGGAGUAUUCAAUUGGAUCUGAAAUUCACAAUGAAAGGAAUAAUUAUAUUAUUGGUCAUCGUGUACGCGGCCGUGGGGCGGGCCCAAUUAGAAGAAUGCCCGAAAGAGCAGGAAUCAAAUUGGGAAAUUGAAUGGUUGCUCAGACACGAGGAUUGUGAAAAAUUCUAUAAAUGUACAUUCGGCAAGCCCGUUGAGAUGAGUUGCCCGUCUAAUCUUUGGUUUAACCUGGACACAUGGCGUUGUGACUGGCCACAAAAUGUAGAUUGUGAGGACCGUAAUAUUCCAACAACGACUUCGUCAACUACUUCAACAACAACUAUAACUCCGCCUCCAACGACCGAAUCAACUACGACGUCUACGACGACUACAACGACUACGCCUCCACCGACUACAACGAGUACUACGACUACGACAACUACGCCUCCACCGACUACAACGAGUACUACGACUACGACAACUACGCCUCCACCUACUACCACGAGUACUACGACUACGACAACGACAACUACACCUCCACCGACUACAACGAGUACUACGACCACUACGACGACAACGCCUCCACCGACUACAACGUCUACGACCAGUACGACGACAACGCCUCCACCGACUACAACGUCUACCACGACUACGACUCCAUGUCCAACCACACCCAGUACCACCACCACCACCACUACCACACCUCCAAUUGAAAUACCUGACGAGUUCUUGCCCAAUGGAUGCCCUGUGAACCCUCGUAUCCACUGGCUGCUGCCUCACGAAACUGACUGUAAUGCCUUCUACUACUGCGUCUGGGGAGAACUGGUGUUGAGACACUGUCCACCUACUUUACAUUUCAACAGAAAGAUUCAGGUUUGCGACUGGCCUUGGGCUGCCGGAUGCCCAAACUCGCUCCACAAACAUUUGAUAUCCAGACUGUUACUGAGAUAAACCUGAUGAUCACAAUAACUAAAACCGAUUGAAAUGAGACAUUGUUAUAAAUAAAAUCAAAUCAAACUUUAAUUAAA
Spodoptera frugiperda (fall armyworm) is the source of this 1116-nucleotide messenger RNA. Its product is annotated as integumentary mucin A.1-like. The transcript has 3 exons. Bases 143 to 1039 code for a protein of 298 amino acids. The record is from RefSeq and is a predicted model, not a curated record. Gene Ontology annotation, cellular component: extracellular region. Gene Ontology annotation, molecular function: chitin binding. NCBI's taxonomy places the organism in Eukaryota, Metazoa, Arthropoda, Insecta, Lepidoptera, Noctuidae.